This is a messenger RNA of Laetiporus sulphureus 93-53, 468 nucleotides long. RefSeq lists its product as uncharacterized. The transcript has 2 exons. The record is from RefSeq and is a predicted model, not a curated record. The coding region runs from base 1 to 468 and encodes 155 amino acids. Lineage: Eukaryota; Fungi; Basidiomycota; Agaricomycetes; Polyporales; Laetiporaceae.
AUGCCCGUCCCACCGUGCCCCUACCUGACGACCCAACAAGAUGUCAGACGUAAAGAUUCGGGCGUAGUUCUGCGCGACGUAACACGCAAAGGUCCGGCAGGAAUGCUCGGCGUGGGUCCCGCGUCUAUAGCACAAGCGACUCAGACAUCUGCGCGGAACCCAUCCGUCCUAGCCACUCGACAAACCAAAGCGGCGGAGGAUCAUAUGCGAGCUGCCGCUGCGCACCGGUUCGCGCCCGAGGGGAUCGCACAAACGGUCGUCGGGUGGUCGAUGUCUAUGGCGGCAGGCACAGGACACACUUUGUUCCGGGUCUUCGACACCUUCGCGAGGUUCCAUAGCAUGUUGCACCUUACAUCCACAGUGUCCAUUAUCGGCGCCGAUGCCCAGCGCUACGCGGCGGAUGCGUUGAUAAAAGUCUGGAGGACGUUCGCCGGCUUUGCGCCGUUCGUUCCGUUCGCAUGCGACUAG